GUUCAAGUCCCAUCUACUGUGGAGAAGCUGACUCUGAGAUUCCAGAAAGAUGUCUUAUCAACAGCAGCAGUGCAAGCAGCCCUUCCAGCCACCUCCUGUGUGCCCACCCCCAAAGUGCCCUGAGCCCUGCCCACCCCCAAAGGUCCCUGAGCCCUGCCCACCCCCAAAGGUGCCUGAGCCCUGCCCACCUGUGCAGUGCCAGCAGAAGUGCCCUCCUGUGCAGCCUCCUGCUCCUUGCCAGCAGAAAUAUCCGCCCAAGAGCAAGUAACAGCUUGAGGAUGCAUCAGGACCGUGAAAGGAGAAGGACAAUUGUCUCUCCCAGUUCCGAAGCUCCAUCUUCACGUUCAUUCUCUUCAAAGCCCCUCACGGAUACAGAAGAAGCUUCUCCACCAUUAGCCUGUAAAAUGGCUGUGAUGGUUCCUGCAGCAAGUUCUCCUUCCUGAGGCUGUCAUCCUGCUCGUGUUCAGGCAGUGACUGAGGAAAGGAAGUCCUCAGCUGUGCCAGCACCCCAGACCUUCAGACGGAAGUGUGGCGGCUCUCUCCCUGGGUGCUGUGAAAGAAUUCUAUGGAUGGCUUCUGUGUGUAUCUGUCACCUGGGCAGGAAUUUCUACCACCCGGGCAAUUGUACCU
Molecule: messenger RNA, 630 nt
Organism: Microcebus murinus (gray mouse lemur)
Lineage: Eukaryota; Metazoa; Chordata; Mammalia; Primates; Cheirogaleidae
Source: RefSeq, a predicted model, not a curated record